This is a messenger RNA of Elephantulus edwardii (Cape elephant shrew), 1482 nucleotides long. It is a transcript of the gene CETP, whose product is annotated as cholesteryl ester transfer protein, plasma. The transcript is spliced from 16 exons. The record is from RefSeq and is a predicted model, not a curated record. Gene Ontology annotation, molecular function: triglyceride binding; phosphatidylcholine binding; cholesterol transfer activity. Lineage: Eukaryota; Metazoa; Chordata; Mammalia; Macroscelidea; Macroscelididae. Gene Ontology annotation, biological process: triglyceride homeostasis; high-density lipoprotein particle remodeling; low-density lipoprotein particle remodeling. Gene Ontology annotation, cellular component: high-density lipoprotein particle. Bases 1 to 1482 code for a protein of 493 amino acids.
AUGUUUGCUGCCAUCCUGCUGGCCCUGGCCCUGCUGGGCAGUGCCCACCCCCGCUCCAAAGACCCCUCCUACGAGGCGGGCAUUGUGUGUCGUAUCACCAAACCUGCCACUCUGGUGUUGAACCAGGAGACCACCAAGGUGAUCCAGAAAGCCUUCCAGCGAACCAGCUACCCAGAUAUCCAGGGGGAGAAGGCCGUGAUGUUCCUCGGGCAAGUCAAGUAUGGUCUGCACAACAUACAGAUCAGCCACCUGUCCAUCGCCAGCAGCCAGGUCAAGCUGGUGGAAGACAAAUCCAUCGACAUCUCCAUUCAGAAUGUGUCCACGAUUUUCAAGGGGACUCUCCACUACGGCUACACCGGCGCCUGGGGGCUGGGCAUCAGUCAGUCUGUGGACUUUGAGAUCAACACUUCCAUAGACCUCCAGAUCAACACGGAGCUGACCUGUGACUCUGGCCGCGUGCAGGCCGAUACUUCCGACUGCUACUUGUCUUUCCACAAGCUACUCCUGAACCUCCAUGGGGAGCGUGACCCUGGGUGGAUCAAGCAGUUGUUCACAAACUUCAUCUCCUUAACCCUGAAGUUGGUCCUGAAGAGACAAGUCUGCCAAGAGAUCAAUGUCAUCGCUAAUAUCAUGGCUGACUUCGUCCAGAUGAGGGCCGCGGACUUCCUCUCAGACAAAGACAUUGAGGUGGACAUUUCCCUGACUGGAUCACCUGUCAUUAAAGCUACCUACCUGGAAUCUCAUCACAAGGGUCACGUCAUCUAUAAGAAUGUUUCGGAGGACUCCUCCCUCCCCACCUUCUCCCCCAGCCUCCUGGGAGACUCUCGCAUGCUCUACUUCUGGUUCUCUGAGCAAGUCCUAGACUCCCUAGCCAAGGCUGCAUUCCAGGAUGGCCGUCUGAUGCUCAGCCUGUCAGGAGAUGAGUUCAAGGCAAUGCUGGAAAGCCACGGUCUCAGUACCAACCAGGACAUCUUACAGGAGCUUUUUGGGGGCUUUCCCCUGAACCAGGCCCAGGUAACUGUCCAUUGCCUGAAGAUGCCCAAGCUCUCCUGUCAAAGCCAGGGCGUCGUGGUCAGUUCUUCUGUGAUGGUGACAUUCGUCGUCUCUCAGCCAGGCGGACAACCCUUUGUGACUUACACUUUUGAAGAGGACAUCAUUACCACCACCCAGGCCUCCUAUUCCAAGAAGAAGCUCUUCCUAAAUGUCCUGGAUUUCCAAAUUAAACCGAAGGUGGUUUCCAACUUGACUGAGAGCUCCGAGUCUCUCCAGAGCUUCCUGAGGUCCAUGAUCACCACAGUGGGCAUUCCUGAGGUCUCAUCUCGGAUGGAGGUGGGCCUCACCGCCUUCAUGAAUACCAAAAACCUGGACCUCUUUGAAAUAAUCGAUCCUGAGAUUAUCACCCGGGAUGGCUACCUACUGCUCCAGAUGGACUUUGGCUUCCCUGAGAACCUGCUGGUAGACUUCCUCCAGCACUUGACCUAG